UAGAAAUGAUAGAUGAAAGCAGAAUUUUUUCCUACGUUGGUGUUUUUCAAUGGUCUGUGAAAAUAAUCGCGUAAAAAGUGGAAAUAUUGCAAGAAUAUAGUGUUUCCUCACAGAAUUGUCCACUCCACCCACUUACCACAUUUUUCCCGACCACAUUUAUAUCCUUUGGUGCAGUAUUCAAGUUGUAAAGCCCGUUUUGGAUACGCAAUAUGGGAAAUUCUGACUCAAAAUUGAACUUCCGCAAAGCCAUAGUACAACUCACACAGAAAAACCAAAAAAUUGAUGACACCGACGAUCAAUUUUGGGACCAAUUUUGGUACGCACAUCAAACUUCUUUAGAAGAUGUUUUCGCCUUGGUCACAUCAGCCGAAAUACGAAAUAUACGUAAUGAAAAUCCUGCCAACUUGGCGACAUUGUGUUACAAGGCCGUGGAAAAGUUGGCCCUGGCCGUGGAUAACAGUUGCCGCACACAUGUGGAACAGCAAUGUGUUUUGAAUUGUGUACGACUAUUAAUACGCAUAUUACCGUACAUAUUUGAAGAUGAAAAAUGGCGUGACUUUUUCUGGAGUAGUCUGCCUACGCGCAGUACACCCACAUCUGCUGAAGCAGCAGAUAUCCUUCGUGAAAAUUCGCCACGACAUACAGGCCCACAGCCAGUACCAUUGGCCCAAUCGUUGAUAAAUGCUUUGUGUGAUUUGCUUUUUUGUCCUGAUUUCACGGUACCUGCAACACGUCGUGCCGGGCCCGACAAGGCUGAAGAGUUGGCCAAUAUAGACAGUUGUGAGUAUAUAUGGGAGGCAGGUGUUGGUUUCGCACAUUCGCCACCAAAAAAUACCUACAUGGAAAAACGACGAGCAGAAAUUUUAAAACUUUUGCUCACUUGCUUUUCGGAAACCAUCUAUAGCUUAACGGAUGAACCUAGCAGAUGGAUUGCAUACUUUACCUCAGCUGAUAAUCGUCAUGCGCUACCACUCUUCACUUCAUUGUUAAAUACAGUGUGUGCUUAUGACCCAGUGGGCUUGGGCGUACCAUAUAACCAUCUGCUAUUCGUAGACACAACCGAACCACUUGUUGAGGCUUGUCUGCAGAUACUCAUAGUAACAUUAGAUCACGAUAUGAUUUUGCACCAGCAACAGCAACUGGAGUUGCAACGUCAAGUGCAAGGCCGUAACAAACCCUCAUCCUCUUCGACAGUUAACUCUUAUGAUGAUGGUUUCGGUGAUAAUUUGUUUAUCAAUUAUCUUUCGCGUGUGCAUCGCGAUGAGGACUUUCAUUUCAUACUGAAAGGCAUAACGCGCCUGCUAAACAAUCCGCUUGCUCAAAAUUACCUACCAAAUUCAACCAAACGUCUUCAUUGCCAUCAAGAGUUGCUUAUACUAUUCUGGAAGGUGUGCGAUUUUAAUAAAAAGUUUCUUUAUUUCGUGCUUAAAAGCUCAGAUGUGUUGGAUAUACUCAUACCAAUACUAUAUCAUUUGAACUACUCGCGCGCAGAUCAAUCACGAGUGGGCCUCAUGCAUAUUGGAGUGUUUAUACUUCUACUAUUAUCCGGUGAACGUAACUUUGGUGUACGUCUCAACAAACCCUACACCGCCACGGUGCCCAUGGAUAUACCAGUUUUUACAGGAACUCACGCUGAUCUAUUAAUUACGGUUUUUCAUAAAAUCAUAGCUACAGGCCAUCAACGCCUGCAACCACUCUUUGACUGUCUACUUACCAUACUUGUGAAUGUGUCACCUUAUUUAAAGACUCUGUCAAUGGUGGCCAGUGUGAAGCUUCUGCAUUUGCUAGAAGCUUUUAGCACUCCAUGGUUUCUGUUGUCAGCGCCAAAUAAUCACCACUUAGUAUUCUUCUUGCUUGAAAUCUUCAAUAAUAUCAUACAAUAUCAGUUCGAUGGCAAUUCCAAUUUGGUUUACACCAUCAUUCGAAAACGACAUGUAUUUCACGCGAUGGCAAAUUUACCCUCGGACAUGGCGGGUAUCGCAAAAUGUUUAAGUGGACGAAAAGUCGGUAAAUUCAAUAUACCACCAGUGCCCCAUUCAAAUGCAAAGCAUCUCUCUGCUAUCAGCGGUCGCCCACUAGAUGCCGAUUUGGAUGACGAGGAUUGUGAGUCUGAAACCGAGUCACAACAUAAGCAAAGCGAGACUCAAGAGGAAAAUGCAAUGCCAGCAAUGCCUGCCGAGCCGGGUACUCUGAAAACUUCAUUACUGGACACACCUGCCAUUAAUCAAAUGACAGAACGCGAAGCAGCACACCCCAGCACUGAAGAUACGCAAACGCCCACCAUUGAUGGCACCUCUGACAUUUCCCAGUUUGAACAUGUAAAUCGUACACCCACUAGUCCAAAUCGCCACGAUAUCUCGCGUCGUAGCAAUACUUCUUUAAACUCAAACGACGGCAACUCCAUACCAAAAGAGAAUCAGUCGCGGCUCUCCGUUGCUACACGUGGCAGCAUACGCAUGGUGCCGAAUACACCGGCUGAUCACUGGACGCCAACGCCCGAAUGGAUCGUAUCGUGGCGUUCGAAGUUACCAUUGCAAACUAUUAUGCGACUAUUGCAGGUACUUGUGCCACAAGUUGAAAAGAUAUGCAUUGAUAAGGGGUUGACAGAUGAAUCGGAAAUAUUGAAAUUUUUACAACAUGGAACACUGGUAGGUUUGCUACCUGUGCCACAUCCUAUACUUAUACGAAAGUAUCAGGCGAAUGCUGGCACCACUGCAUGGUUUCGCACCUACAUUUGGGGUGUAAUCUACUUGCGUAAUGUAGGACCAUCCAUAUGGUACGAUACGGAUGUGAAACUUUUCGAAAUUCAGCGAGUCUGAAUUCGAUGCAAUCGUCUGAGCUUAGACACUAUAAGUGAGGUGGUUCACACUUGCCUGGUUAUAAGGUUAUCUGGUUAUAUUUGUUGUUUAGUUUACAACAAUAAAAUACACUACGGAAUAAUAGUUUUUAACCAGAUAACCUGAGCAGGUUCAAUUAGAAUAACCACUGUAACUUUUUUUAGGGUAUAUAUUUGCAUAACACGCAUUCCAGUAAUGCUGCUGAGUCGAGGGCGACUAAAGUAAUUAAAAUUUAUUACCAUAUUAUGUAUACAAUGCCUGAGAUUUUGACAAUUCAUAACUUUAUUUUAAAGCUUUGUAGUAAGUAAUUUUUGUGUAUUUACGGAUUCUUUAAACGUUUUGCCUUUACGUGUGCAUUUUUAUUAGCUACAGUUUGUAAAUAUGUAAUAUGACAAGGUAUUUUAAGUUAAACGUGUUCUGAUUAGAAAAAGUAAUCAAAAAUCCUUUGAAAGAAGCUAGCGCUAGAUGCGAUUCUAAUUUAUUUAUAUUUUAUUAAGUUACAUUUAUAAGUAAAAGUUAAAUUAACGAUAAAAAAUAUUAUUUUAUGAUGGAAGAAACUUGUUCGAAGUCACCUAUAAUAUAUACAUACAUAACCUAAAAUAUAAUGUAUUCUACAAAACGUAUAGAUAUAUACUAAAUAGUUACAACUAUAUGCAAAUGAGAGUUCUUAAACGAAUAAAAU
This is a messenger RNA of Rhagoletis pomonella (apple maggot), 3519 nucleotides long. Its product is annotated as protein HID1. The record is from RefSeq and is a predicted model, not a curated record. Gene Ontology annotation, cellular component: Golgi medial cisterna; Golgi trans cisterna; membrane. NCBI's taxonomy places the organism in Eukaryota, Metazoa, Arthropoda, Insecta, Diptera, Tephritidae. The transcript is spliced from 2 exons. The coding region runs from base 210 to 2819 and encodes 869 amino acids.